Trypanosoma rangeli is the source of this 1449-nucleotide messenger RNA. Its product is annotated as RING finger protein. The transcript has a single exon. Gene Ontology annotation, biological process: ubiquitin-dependent protein catabolic process; protein polyubiquitination; positive regulation of proteasomal ubiquitin-dependent protein catabolic process. Gene Ontology annotation, cellular component: ubiquitin ligase complex; cytoplasm. NCBI's taxonomy places the organism in Eukaryota, Euglenozoa, Kinetoplastea, Trypanosomatida, Trypanosomatidae. The record is from RefSeq and is a predicted model, not a curated record. Gene Ontology annotation, molecular function: zinc ion binding; ubiquitin conjugating enzyme binding; ubiquitin protein ligase activity. Bases 1 to 1449 code for a protein of 482 amino acids.
AUGUCCUACACGGAAGAGGAUUAUUACGACGACGCGGAGUACACGGUGGAAUACGACCACAACUACAACGAUCAAUGGGCUUUGGUGUCAUCUUCAGAGGCCGAGUGUCCAUUAGCGGAUAUCCGCGCAAAUACGAGGCUUUUUACUACCUUGUCCACAAGUGAAGUUUUAGAGGGUCUACAAAGAGAUGUUGGGAAGGCAAAUGAGAUUCUUGGUCUUACGCCAGAGGCUGCACUUCUCGUUUUGCGCCAUUACGGCUGGAAGAUGGAUGACGCUACGCUUGAGAGAUAUUUUGCUGAAAUGGAUGACGUCAAUGAAAAGCUUAGGAUUACAGAGGCAGCUUUUAGUGGUGAUGGCACUGGCUCUGAGUUGGUGCGGAAUGACCGGUCGAUGGAGUGCCCCAUAUGCGGUGAUGAUGUUUCCGCAGAGAAGACAGUGGCUUUGGCAAAUUGCCGUCAUUUUGUGUGUGUUGAUUGCCUGACCACAAAUCUUCUUUGCGCUGUCAAGCAUGGUCAUGACCUGCUUGAUAGACGGUGCCCAAUGCGAGGAUGCUGUAGUCUUGUGGGGUUGAAGGUCUUUAAGGAGCUUUUACCAACGAAAGAGUAUAGACGGGUUCAGCGGCGUUUUCUUAAUGAUUAUCUUGGUGGCAAUACUCAUAUGCGCUGCUGCCCAAACGAGACACCUUGUGAGGGGGUGAUACGCGUUGCCGUCCGACAAGAGUCUGGUCCAGAGGUCCGCUGUGAUGUGUGUUCCCUAGAGUUUUGUUUUACAUGUCUUCAGCCCCCUCACCCUCCGGCAACAUGUGAAAUGAUGCGAAGCUGGGCGAAGCUGUUGCAAGAGAACGAACCCUCGCUAGCACUUAUUCAAGAAACGACGAAAGGGUGUCCAAAAUGUUCGGUGCGUGUGGAAAAAAAUAUGGGUUGCAAUCACAUGAAAUGUAUAUGCUGCCAGUAUGAGUACUGUUGGGUCUGCUUAGGCCCAUGGCUCAACCACAACGCCAGCUUCUACGAGUGCAACAAAGUAAGGAUGGGUGAAACUAAGAACGAAAAAAACAUGCUUCUCGAGUGCUUUGAACGGUGGGACAAUCACAAGCGCAGUAUUGCGCUGGAGACAAAGUCGCUACAGGAGAUAUUUGAGAAGAUACGAAAACUUACGCAAAACAACAAAGAGACCUCAACAUUGGACAAGACGUUGUCGCUUUUAUACCACACACAGCGUGUAUUACAUGAUUGUCGUGUUGUACUCAUGAAUGCAUAUAUUGCACUCUUCUUUGGUGGGAUGGCGGGCUCAUCUCUGCAGUAUCGUAUCCAGCAGCUGGAGUUGCGGAUAGAAGAGACUAGCAGACUUAUCGAUGCCCCACCAGAGAAUCUUGAUGUCGAUGAAAUUGAGUCUCGUAGUCAUCAAGCAAUUCAUUGGUGCAACGUUUUGCGGAAAGAGGGAUCUGAUUGA